AUGGCUGCAGUAAAGAAGCUGGUCGGGGCUUACCUGAUAAUCGUGGCCGUUUUAGUUGCGAUGUUCUUCAUCAUCAACACGUUCCUGUUGGACUCUUUGGACGUCCCAAGCGUCUGGUCCGUACUGAAUGUGUUCAUGUUAAUCGGGUUGGCGCUGUCCCUAAUCCACAAUUACUUUCGGAAGAGGGCGAUGGACGCAGCAGAGGACGGCGGCGCCCUAAAUCGAGCCUACUUUGAGGCCAACGCCGCAUUCUACGUUACCGCCGGCGUGACCAUUCUGUUCCACAAUUGGUUUUCCCUUCUGGCCCAAGGCUCCAACUAUCUGGACGGAAACCACCAGGCGUGGAUCAUCUGGGCCACGGUAGACACCUUGCUUCCCAUCAUGUUGGGCAUCACCGGCUGCCACGUGUGGCGAAGUGCCCAGGAAUAG
Molecule: messenger RNA, 429 nt
Organism: Geodia barretti
Lineage: Eukaryota; Metazoa; Porifera; Demospongiae; Tetractinellida; Geodiidae
Source: the annotation of a GenBank genome assembly